AUGGUGGCUGGAAGGGUGGAGUGUAGCACAUCGGUGGAGGUGGAAGGAUCAAGGGCAGCAGGAAGGGUGGAGUGUAGGAAAGAAGCAGAGAUGGAAGGGACAGUGGAAGGAGGAAGGGUGGAGUGUUGCACAUCGGUGGAGGUGGAAGGGGCAGAGGCAGCAGGAAAGAUGGGGUGUAGCAAAGAAGUAGAGAUGGAAGGGGCAGUGGAAGGAGGAAGGCUGGAGUGUAACACAUCGCUGGAGGUAGAAGGGGUAGAGGUAACAGGAAGGGUGGAGUAUGGGAAAGAGGCAGAGAUGGAAGGAUCGGUGGACGGAGGAAGGGUGGAGUGUAGCACAUCGGUGCAGGUGGAAGGAGCAGAGGUGGCAAGAAGGGUGGAGUGUGGGAAAGCGACAGAGGCAGAAGGGACAGAGGAGAAAGAAGCAGAGGAGAAGGGGACAGAGGGAGAAGGGGCAGAGGCAAAAGGGGCGGUUCUGUCGGAGCUGCUGCUGCUGACAGUGGAGCUGCAAUCAGGAGAAUAA
This is a messenger RNA of Closterium sp. Naga37s-1, 519 nucleotides long. Lineage: Eukaryota; Viridiplantae; Streptophyta; Zygnematophyceae; Desmidiales; Closteriaceae. The record is from the annotation of a GenBank genome assembly.